This is a messenger RNA of Ipomoea triloba (trilobed morning glory), 919 nucleotides long. Its product is annotated as thymidine kinase-like. Gene Ontology annotation, molecular function: thymidine kinase activity; ATP binding. Gene Ontology annotation, biological process: thymidine metabolic process. The coding region runs from base 25 to 726 and encodes 233 amino acids. The record is from RefSeq and is a predicted model, not a curated record. The transcript is spliced from 4 exons. Lineage: Eukaryota; Viridiplantae; Streptophyta; Magnoliopsida; Solanales; Convolvulaceae.
UCUCUCUCAUACGACUCUGCAAUCAUGUCGUCUGCUUCUGCCUCCUUCAAUUGCCCCAUUCCCGGAUCCAACCCGAUUCCGAAGGCGGGAGAAAUCCACGUGAUUCUGGGCCCCAUGUUCGCCGGCAAGACCACCGCUCUCCUCCGCCGCGUCAAUUCCGAGUCCAACUUGGGAAAAAAUGUUGUGCUGAUAAAGUCGAGCAUAGAUACAAGAUAUGCAGUCGAUGCAGUGGUCACGCACGACGGCACCAAGUUCCCAUGUUGGGCGUUGCCUGAUUUAACGUCUUUCAAGGAUAGAUUCGGAUCCGAUGCCUAUGAAAAGGUGGAUGUGAUCGGCAUUGAUGAAGCCCAGUUCUUUGAUGACCUCUAUGAUUUCUGCUGUGAAGCUGCUGAUCUUGAUGGGAAAACCAUAAUUGUUGCUGGCCUGGAUGGUGAUUAUCUUAGGAGGAGAUUUGGUUCAGUUCUUGACAUAAUCCCACUUGCCAAUACUGUGCAAAAGCUGACAGCAAGAUGCGAACUGUGUGGCAAACGGGCAUUUUUCACCUACAGGAAGACUGGUGAAACCCAGACAGAGCUCAUAGGUGGUUCAGAUAUGUACAUGCCUCUCUGUCGCCAGCACUAUGUAAAUGGAAAUGCUGUAGUUGCUGCUGCAAAGACUGUCAUAUCAUCUCACAAGAUGCAGUGUGGUACUCUGCUAGAAUCCAAGAAAGCUGCAAUUGUUGAGUAGCAUCUUUCUAAUAUUGUAUAUAACAAAUCUUUUUGGUGUGGGGCUUUUGCUUGUCUAAAAUGGUACGGAGUAGUAUUCUACAAAGUCUUGAAUGCUGGAUGAAACAACUCUUUAGAUCAUGUAUGUGUAAUCUAGUUUCCCAUAUUAUAUAUAUACUCCUAUAAUGCAAAUCAACUCUUCUCUGUAUGUUUUU